Messenger RNA from Macrobrachium nipponense, 1555 nucleotides. RefSeq lists its product as uncharacterized. The record is from RefSeq and is a predicted model, not a curated record. NCBI's taxonomy places the organism in Eukaryota, Metazoa, Arthropoda, Malacostraca, Decapoda, Palaemonidae. The transcript is spliced from 2 exons. Bases 791 to 1555 code for a protein of 254 amino acids.
CGGUCGGAAGAAGGAUGCUUCGAAGUGUUCCCCGUUGAGGGAUCCUACUAUCGGACACCCCACCCCCCACCCCCAAUCCUUGGCUCCCUUCAGGCCGUACCGACCUUCCCCCUUCUUGCGCUCCGUGGGUUACACGUGGUUGGCGUUCCGAGUGAUUGUUCAUCGUUUAUACGGGAAUUAAAUAUUUGUUUGUGCCUUUUUCCUCCAUCCAUUGAUUCAUUCACGAGAAAAGGAAAACUUGUUUUCGUUACUUUCGAGAUAAAGUUACUUGGGUGAUCUACAGUGUUGUUUGGAUAUUGCAGAAAAGUAAAGUUUAUGAAAGGUACAGGAAAUUCGGGUAAAUAUCAGUGAUAAGUGACGUAUCUGUUCAAGUUUUUUUUAUUUUUUUUAUUGACGUGAGUCAACGACAACUUAGUAACACCGAACCGGAAGUUGGAAUAUGUGACAGCGUUGAAAGAGUUAUUCUUGAAUUGCGAGGCGGCCUCCAAAACAGAAGUACCUACACGGUGUAUUUUAUUGUCAGUGACGUCGUUUUCUUGUUGUUGGUUACAUGUUGUUAGCAGCUUUGGAAGAGCUAAAAUGCAAUAUUGCGCUUUCUUCUGAGAGUUGAAAAAUAAAAUAAGAAAGGUGGAAAUAAAAGCACCAGUUUAAAUUCAUGCGAGACACACCUGUAGAAAAGUAAGGCAUUUGUUUUGACCAGUAUCUUGGGUUAACACACCCGCCCUUCUGUAGAGGCAGCUGAGGGGAAACAAGGAGCCAAACGCUGUUCUGGAACAGAGUGCGAAAUCAGAUGAAAAGGAAUGAUGUGACUGAAGGAGUAUAUAACCUGAGAGCUCUUCGGCCAGUCGCUUCCUCGCCCUUCCCAAUCAUGGAUGGCCACUUGCUUUUUAUAGUCCUGUUGGGACUGCUGCUGAUAUCGGGAACACACACCUUAGCUUGUUGGCCUGACUACAUCGAGAAAGCGGGGAGGGAUGCUCAGCUGGUCCUCACAGCCAAGAUCACCGAGGUCGGGUCGACGCGGGGCCACGGGAGGAACCGGACCUACAAGAUGGUCACGGUUCAAAUCAAGGACAUCCUCAAAGGCGAAGAGAUUUAUCUCAAUCAUUUGAAGGAUCUGUUGUCGGACGAGGAGGCAACACUCCUCGAGGACCCUUUCGACCUCUCCGACGAAGUCUCCGAAGACGCCGAUGAUGUGGGCGGCGCCCUCACAUCGUCAGAAGUCCACACUUCAGGGGACUUGAUAGGCGUCGAAGGGGUCAGGCUGAGUGCAACUUGCGGCGGUCGAGUGCGAACCGGUGACACUCAGGUCUUCUUCUUGAAGCCCAGAGGCUCGGUUGAGGUCACUCGGGAUAGGCCAAGGGUUAUCCUCGAGGUGACCUCCCAGCCACUCAAGGUCAACCUCAACACACUCAGGCUUGUGGAGGCUGCAGUUGAAGGUAAGUUAGUUCCAUUGAAUUAUAUUGAGUCUUUAACUAGAUUUGAAAAAGGUCUUGUACUACAUUCCAGAACUGUGACUUCUGGUUUGCAUAGAGAGAAUUUUUGUUUUUAUUCAUAG